CUCUCAACAUUAAGUGACGUCACUGAGUUCCGACAUGAUUCAAUAGUGGAACGAGUUCGGGGAGUUACUUCCACCUCUGCUCUACUUUUUACACUUCUCUUUAACUACUUGAAGCAUAUUUUAUUCCAAAUUUGUUUUGAAAUAACGAAACGUUGAAGUGUGACGUUGGAGAUAAGUGUGUGGAGUUUACCUCUGGAUCUACGACAGCCCUCCUGUGGCGACUUUUAAGUAAUGGUCCUCAGUGCAGAGCUGUAAAUAACAUCCACCAUGAGACGUCAAACCCUGUCACUAACUGCUCUGUCGUUCCUGUGGCUUUUGAUAAGCUGGAGCAGAAAUCCAGUCUCAGCCUCAGCCUCAGAGCAGCAGGAGCAGCCCAAAAAGAUAGCUGUGAUUGGAGCAGGCAUUGGUGGCACAGCAGCAGCCUUUUACCUGAGACAGGAGUUUGGACCCGGGGUGAAGAUUGAUGUGUUUGAGUCUGGCACCGUUGGCGGGCGACUAGCGACAGUGAAGAUUGGGGACGAUGAGUAUGAGACGGGAGGUUCAGUGAUCCAUCCUCUAAACCUACACAUGAAGCACUUCAUUGAAAAAUUAGGUAUUCCUCAACGGAAAGAUGUCCCCUCUAAAGUGGCAAUCUUUGAUGGGAAGGAGCUCACGUUUGAAGAGAGUGACUGGUUCAUAAUUAAUUUGUUCCGCAUGCUUUGGAGAUAUGGGUUCAACUUGAUUCGAAUGCAGAUGUGGGUGGAGAGUGUACUGGACAAAUUCAUGAGGAUCUACCAGUACCAGCAGUACGGUUACUCCUUCUCCAGUGUGGAGAGCCUCUUACAUGCCAUGGGUGGCAACCGUUUUCUCACCCUGAUGAAUCAGACUCUGGAGGAAACCAUGAUGAGCGAUGGGUUUUCACAGAUGUACCUGAACGACAUGGUUGCACCUAUCACUCGUGUCAACUAUGGUCAGAGUGUCCGUGUCCACGGCUUUGUGGGUGCCAUUGCAUUAGCUGGGGCAGAUUCAGGCCUGUGGGCAGUGGAUGGAGGCAACAACAGAGUUUGCUACGGACUGCUGUACCACAGUAAGAGUGAGCUCAUCCCGGCCAGAGUGACUUCCAUCUCAAUCAAGGUUCGACCUUCUAAAACAGGCUCCACAGCCAGUUUCUAUGAGGUCAAUUAUGUCGAGGAGGCAGGCUCAGCUCAUUCCCUGUACGACAUUGUAGUCAUUGCAACGCCACUGCACCAGGGAAAAUCAGACAUCUCCUUCUCAGGUUUCUCCCCUCCAAUCCCGUCUCACUACCCCGGACGCUACCACCAAACUGUGUCAACUCUAGUCCACGGCUUGCUUAACAUGUCCUACCUCGGGACCACGCAGCUGGCUUCAGAGUUCACUGUGUCUGAUAUCCUAACUACUGACUCAAAGGGCUCUGUCAUCCACAGCCUGUCCUCUCUCGACCCUGUGCACAUCCCCGCCGGAUACAAACGUCCCCCUGCCAGCCACACCAAAGUCUGGAAGGUGUUCUCUCCGCAGCCGCUGUCUCAGGAGCAGCUAAAGAACAUGUUCCUCUCCUGGGACUUCGUGUCUGAGUCCCGAUGGCUGGCUUAUCCUGAGUACCGCCCGCCACAGCGCAAGACACCUCCCUUCAUCCUGCACAACCGGCUGUACUACCUCAAUACCAUGGAGUGGGCAGGGAGUGCCAUGGAGAUGAGCGCCAUCUCUGCUAGGAACGUGGCCCUGCUGGCGCACCAUCGUUGGCACGGACAGGCUGACAAGAUCGACCAGGAGGACCUGCACACCCGCCUGAGAGGAGAACUCUGAGAACGACUUCAGAUGACAACCACCAACAAUAAAAUGCAGUGUACACCCAUACAGAUGCUCAAGGGCACGUCUGCUGCACUGUUAUAACUCCAGUCAGGGCAAACCUCAACUCUCCUCAGGUAUCUCAUUGUUUUGACCUUUUUUUUAACUUAAGAUUCUGGCAGUUUUGGCCUCUGUUGCUAUUUGUCAGAUGUGAAGUACUUGCUGAGAUCUGGGAGCACCUUGACAGUAGAUGAUACAUGAUGAAAUUAAAAUACGAAGAUAAUAAGGUCUCUUAACAGGUUUGAUAACAGACUAAUCAUACAAGUCAGCUAUGAGUCACAGAAUUUCCUACCCGCCUUUGUUUUACACGAGUAAGUACUCGUACCUAUUCCCUUGCAUUUCUUAUCCAAACAAAGUCAAAGUCUACACUGCACACACUGGUGUGUUCUUUUUUGACAAAGAACGUGCAGGUGCGUAACUCCACGGUUGCCAUGGUAACCUGCAUAAAGGAAGGUCAGGGAGGUUCGUUAAGCGAUAUUUAUCUGUCGCUUUUACUGCUGUGUCUCUUGCAUUUGUCAUUCAAAUGCUGCCAAAGCUGACAUUGGUGCCUUUAGAAGGUCACCGGGCGAGAUUAUUAAAGCCUGUCACGUGAACUGGUCUACUGAUGGACUGUUAUGCGGUUAACAGACAAACUUGAAUUAGUAAUCAAGAAAAUAAUCUGCAGAUUAAUAAUGAAUCAAUGCCUGUCUGGAUGGAAUUGCUACAGAUUCUACAACAAGACAAUGCAGUCAAAACAACAACCUGGUGUUUUUGGAUAAAACUCUUAAGUGAGUACUCCUGAAAUUAAGGUAAUAAUUCUAAUCCUAAUCCUAAUUUUAACUGCAGCAUGCACUAUAAUUUAAACCUGAACCAGGACAUAAUUUAAUGAUCUCUGCAGUUAAGAUAGUGAAUGUCAUCAUCAUCACCCUGUUGGCUGAAAGUAAAAAGAAAAAAAAAACUAAUAUUUUAAUGAUUGGGAAAUGAUCCUUUAAUCAAUCUUUAAUAGUUGUUGUGGUUAACUGCUUUGAGCGCUGAAACAUGAGGGGGUUACAUUAACUUAUCAUGCUGCUUUGGUUUUAUCCACCGCAGAGUCAUGAGCCACUGCAUCUCCAACUGUGCGUUGGAGCUCUGCAACCCCGCUCCAGCCCUAACCGGAUUUUCUUGUUGGGUUUAAGUUUUUAAUAACUUAAAUCUUCAUUUAAGGUAAAAAAAAGGCACUGUCAGGUACCGGUACUGGUCUUAAUCAUCAACACACUCAACAGCAGCACAAAUCACACUAUAAAUGGUACAUUGUGCAGUAUCACUAUCACUGUGUUCUUUAGUUUCUUGAACACAUUUUUUAUUGUUUUAAAAAUAUGUGUUCCCUAUUUUAUAAACACUAAGUCAUCAGAGUCUGACUUCCCCUUCAACCAUAAUUAUUCUUGCGUAGUGUUUACUAACAUGCUGAAAGAUGAUGGAGUUCAUGCAUUCAUGUUCAUUCAUUCAUUCAUUCAGCAGCACACUACGGUACAUGUCGGUGAGAACAGGCAGCAAGAUAUUUUUUGUGACGUGGAUGAUAAAAUAGAAAUGAAUGUAUUUUCUUACUCUUAGAAAUCAAGUAUAUAAUAUUAUAUUUAAUGUAAUUAGAGUGAGACCUGUAAGCAAAGUCAUUAGUCUCUUAAUUUGAGGCGUGUUUUAUUAACGCAGUGAAAAGUCUGAGCAUAUGACCAAAGUGUAGUGAGGCUGAUUCAUUCAUUUCAGUAUUUUGUUGUGUUUUUUUCUCUGUACCUAGAUUUAUCUGAUGUAGACACUGUACCCAUGUCCUUCUACUUUGGGGAGAUUACCAGAUUGUUGUUUUUUUGCACACUUUAAUGUGUAUUUUUCUAGAUUUUCUUCUUUAUUUGAAAGAAGCACUGUGGUUGUGUGAGUGUGCUUCAUGACGUACUGUUCUCAUGCACUUUAACUGGCGGAUGAUAAAUACAUCUGCAAAUGUCAAAAACAACAACCCCAGUGAGAUGUUUAAUUACAAAUAAAUUAGACUUCAAACCUA
This is a messenger RNA of Solea senegalensis (Senegalese sole), 3853 nucleotides long. It is a transcript of the gene pcyox1, whose product is annotated as prenylcysteine oxidase 1. Gene Ontology annotation, biological process: prenylcysteine catabolic process; prenylated protein catabolic process. The transcript is spliced from 7 exons. Gene Ontology annotation, molecular function: prenylcysteine oxidase activity. The record is from RefSeq and is a predicted model, not a curated record. NCBI's taxonomy places the organism in Eukaryota, Metazoa, Chordata, Actinopteri, Pleuronectiformes, Soleidae. The coding region runs from base 268 to 1803 and encodes 511 amino acids.